AUGAAUAUGAGUAAUUUAGAAGGAAUAAAUCAUAUAUCAUUUUCAUCAAAUUUUGGUGUGAUUCAAACAUGUUAUAAUGUUCAAGAAUUAAACUUUGAAGCUAGUUAUACAAGUAAUGAAGCAAAUAGAGAAGAAAGGAAAGAAGUAGAAGUAAAAGACGAGAGAAAGCAACGAAGAAUGAUAUCAAAUAGAGAAUCGGCCCGUCGUUCGAGGAUACGAAAGAAGAGACAAAUCAAUGAACUAUGGUCACAAGUUUUGCAACUUCGGAAUGAAAAUCAAGAACUUAUUCAAACACUAAAUCAUGCUUCUGAAUCGCAUAAUAAGGCUGUUCAGGAGAAUUCUAUGCUUAAACAAGAAACGUCUAACCUUCGUCAAAUUAUGUUUACGUACAUGCAACAUGAGAUUGAGAGAAAGAUGAACUCAGAAUUUGAUGUUCAAGAUAUAGAAGUUAACAAAAAGGAAGAGAGAAAUGAGUUAGGAGCAAUUUAG
This is a messenger RNA of Amaranthus tricolor (Joseph's coat), 489 nucleotides long. Its product is annotated as basic leucine zipper 43-like. Gene Ontology annotation, biological process: regulation of DNA-templated transcription. The record is from RefSeq and is a predicted model, not a curated record. Lineage: Eukaryota; Viridiplantae; Streptophyta; Magnoliopsida; Caryophyllales; Amaranthaceae. The transcript has 3 exons. Bases 1 to 489 code for a protein of 162 amino acids. Gene Ontology annotation, molecular function: DNA-binding transcription factor activity.